AUGAUUCUUUCUACUACCUCUGAUAAUAAUAGUACCAUCAACACUGCUGUUGAAACUAAUCAACAACAAAAAGAAGAAGAAGAGGCCAAUCUAUUCGAAUUGUUUAACCUUUCUCCAAAUGUUUACACUUUCUCUCCUUCUGAAAUGGAUGAUGCUUUCCGUUACAUUUUCGGUGAUGAUUUGAGUGUUGUUACAGAAAGUACAAACUCCUCAGCAGAAGAGGAACAACUUUCUACAGAAAAUGUUGACAUUUCCAAGUCAACUUCUUUAAAUGAUAAGAAAGAAAUGAAUGAAUCCAUGGUGAGUGAAGAGGUGGAUCAACAGUCAUUGAUACGUGAGUCUGGUAUGGGAAUUGGUGUUAGUAAACCUCCACCAUUGACAAGUAGAGAGAAUAUUCCACAAUUUCAAUAUUUGAUCCCAAACCAAGGUAUUGACAUUCAUCCUUUACAACAUGUGAAUGAAUGCAUGACACAAGUCAACCAAGAAUCCAAUGCUAAAAAGAGAAAAAAUAACACUUCCGUUGGUGAUAAUGCAAAGAAACUGAAAUGUACUUUACCAUAUUUAGAAUUAAGUUCUCUAGAACUAAAGGAAUCAGCUCCUUCAAAUUCAGAUGACAUAAUGUACGAUUUUACUACCAAUCAUCCCAAGAUCCGUGAGAAACUUUAUAUUAAGGUUUCAUCUCCAUGUGAAUUGGUUCUGGAUACAUACUGGUCAAUGAAUAUUACUGAAAACCCAAAAGAACUUGGGAAAUUUACUCUUUCAUUUGAGAAAGUGGGUACUUAUAAUGCGACAACAUUGAAAUCACAUUUAGUUUCUGAAAUGCCUAAAUUAGAAAGUGAAUCGACUAAGAAAAAUGCACAUGUCUUAUUCCAUUUGAAGAUUGGUUCACAUGUAUUUCAUAUUCAUUCCAAAGGAAAAAUGAAAAAGAAAGGAAAUACUUCAUUACCAAGUGUAAUUGUAUUAGAUGUCAAUAAUCAAAGUGCCACUCUUGAAUUAGCUCCACAAUCUAAAACUGGAAAGAGAGGCAAUUUUCAAAGUGGGAAUUAUCCUUCCAUCAAAUUCAAAUCAGCUCAAUGA
Molecule: messenger RNA, 1077 nt
Organism: Naegleria gruberi
Lineage: Eukaryota; Heterolobosea; Eutetramitea; Acrasida; Naegleriidae
Exons: 1
Coding region: 1-1077 (358 amino acids)
Source: RefSeq, a predicted model, not a curated record